GCCUGUUGUAAUUUUGGUGAGUGUCUGAGAGAGAGAGAGAGAUGGGAGGCAGAGAAGGCAACGGCGGCGGUUCUGAGGGUUUUUCUGUUUUGAAUCGGCUAAUGGUCAAAUACCGCCCGAUCAUGCCAAAACCGUUAUACGGUGGCAGCACACCUUUGUCCACGCUGCCAAAGAGAACCAAGAGAAGGUACGUUAGGACCGAACGCAUAUAUAGAGAAGAACAGAGGGGGAAACAAGAAACGAGUACGGACGAGCAGCGCGUGGAGACACUGCAGCUGUUGCCUCACCUGGUUGAGGAGAGUGGUAGCGGUAGCAGUGGUAUCGACCGCUCUAAGCACAGUGGCGGAUCAUCUAACUUUGAGGUUGACAGUGUUGUUGAAGAUUACAGUCAUUGGUUGAGCUUGGGUGGAGGAGGAGAUCCGAAGGCAGCGGUGGGAAAGAGGGUGCCUGAUCCACCGGUCGUGAUGGAGCAGAUGGGAGGAGUGGAGUCGUGGGUGACGGUGGAGUGUGUGCGAGGCUCAUGCAUAAAAGCUCCGAGUUCUUCUCAAGGGUUUGAGUUUCCCGGGGUUCGUGUCGACGAGGAGAUAAUGAUGAGAUUAAAGAAGGACGAAUGUCCGGGGUUUAUAUCGGAUGGUUGGAACAGAGUGCGGUGGCUGAACGGAGCUUUUAGGACGAUGGUGAAGAUGACGAGGCUGCAACCGUUAACGGUGUUGUUAUGGAUGAAUGAGGAGCUGCCGCACACGACGAACUCGGCGUUCACGUGCCAAGUGAGACUGAAAUACACGGUGGUGGAGGAUCAGAAAAAGGACAAGAGAUAUUACUACUCGGGGUUGGUGCCUUGUGAUUUGUGGAGGAUGAACGGCGGAGGAUUUGCAUGGCGGCUCGACGUUAAAGCUGCCCUCACCCUCGGCGGUUGAUCUAACUCCGUUAUAUCAAUCAGGCCAUGGCUUUUCUCUAGUGGCGCAGUACAUCAUUGGCACAGUCCUCAUUGAAGCUGGAACCGCAUGCAGUCUUCUAGUGAGCUAUGCAGUCAGUUUACCUCGUUGCUCCGGUGUGAAUAUGCUUUUACAAAUUUUCGAUCUCAAGCAGUUACUGUCUUCGAUUUUCCAUGUUCCAAAUUACUGGAUUGGUUCUCUUUUGAUUGUGGAGGAAGCUUAGAUUACAUUUUACAUGCAUUUAGGAUGUCUAAAUUUCUCUGCCUUUUCGAGUUUUUGAGAACAUAUAUACCUGCCAUUCCAUCCUUGCAACAGUUUAUUUUCGAUUGCUUCAUUGCGUCCAGAUGUAACGUUUGUGUAAAUAUGUUUUUCCUUUUUAAAAAAAAUGUUGUGUAAAUAUGUUUUGAAU
This is a messenger RNA of Argentina anserina (silverweed cinquefoil), 1344 nucleotides long. RefSeq lists its product as uncharacterized. The coding region runs from base 42 to 917 and encodes 291 amino acids. The transcript is spliced from 2 exons. NCBI's taxonomy places the organism in Eukaryota, Viridiplantae, Streptophyta, Magnoliopsida, Rosales, Rosaceae. The record is from RefSeq and is a predicted model, not a curated record.